Molecule: messenger RNA, 3992 nt
Organism: Mercenaria mercenaria
Lineage: Eukaryota; Metazoa; Mollusca; Bivalvia; Venerida; Veneridae
Product: post-GPI attachment to proteins factor 4-like
Exons: 4
Coding region: 601-1821 (406 amino acids)
Biological process (GO): GPI anchor biosynthetic process
Cellular component (GO): Golgi membrane
Molecular function (GO): glycosyltransferase activity
Source: RefSeq, a predicted model, not a curated record
GAAUUUAUCAUUAAUUUCUAACAAUAAAUCAACUUUAUCUUUAUGUACGAAAAACAAAAUCUAUAACUAUGAUCUAUUGGUCCCACUAGAUCAACCUGAUCCAUAGAUAUUUAUAACGUUCAGACAGUUAGAAGAUUAGAAAGUGUAGAAGUUACAGUGUAUUGGUUACAUUAUAAUAUGUUGACAAUGCUAAGACCUGGAAUUGAAAGAUCGAAGAAGUCUUUACUGUUUGUGACCCUUAUGAGUUUACCAAAUAGAUGCAGACGCCAAGAUAACAGAAAGGCGUUGUCGUGGAAACUGCAGAAGAACUCAGGGAGCGUUUUACGGCCUAAAUUGAAAUUGUGAAAAUGAAGUGGGCGAAUGAUUUAAAGCCACUUAAAUUCACACAAGAGGUUGUUUAUUUCCUAAUAGAAGUGGGCGAAUGAUUUAAAGCCACUUACUGUUAUUCUGCUUGGUUGACAUUUGUUAGUGACACAGUUUACAAGAUACACAACUACCGCCUCCAUUACAAUUUUACUACGGGAUUACUUAUUCUGUUCAGCAGGAGUUAGGUUGGCGACCUUCAAAUGCAGAUAUCUAUUAAUCUAAUGAUGAAACAAAAUGCAGGUUUUUCAGUAUUGGAGGAGGAUUCUAACAAAAUUUACAAAUGCCAAAUUGUUUGUCAGAUUUUAUGCUGUGACAUUUCUGAUAGUUGUUCCAUUCUGUAGUAUAAUUAAACUAAUAAACGACUUUCAACAAGUAAACGCUAUUAUAUCCGAAAACGGAAAAAGAGUUACUGAAUCAAAAGCAGUUUUAUCUGAUAUGAAGCCAAUAUUCGACACUCAUGGAAACUUUCUGUCAAGCAGUGGUUUUAAAAAUGAUCAGUCAUGCAGUCUUGCAAUUAGUAUUAUUACUGUGUCAAGAGAUAGAAAUCUGACGGAAGCAGACAAACCACAUUACAUUAUACAGUCAGUGGCAGCGUUUCUCAGGGUAAUCCAACAGUCAGGUAUAGAUGAUAUCCGUAUACACUUUAGCGUUUGUAAUGUCGACAUUAAUCCAGAAAGUCACACCGAUAUGAGGGAUAUUCCGAAAUGGAUCACCGUUUAUCAACGUAAUGCAAAGCCAGGAAGCAAAUACAAAUCCUUCUUUGAGAAAGAGAAGGAAGAUUACAUAUUUUGUUUACAAAAAGGUUUGGAGCAGAACACGUCAUAUAUGUUGGUAACCGAAGAUGACGCAUUGCCUCAUUCUGAACUAUUAACCGUGAUAAAAGAGAAGAUUUUAACAAAAGAAAAGUGUGCUUUUAAACAAAGAAACCUGCAAAAUGUGCUUUAUAUUAAACUCUUUACAAACAAUCGUGAUACAAAUUUUAUUAGAACUUGGUAUAAACCUACGGCUUUACUAGAAUUUGGUAUUGACAUGAGGGUGUUGUAUGAGCUCAUUUUACUGUCACUGGUUUUUACCGGAAUACUUUUAAUAAUCUGUAAGAAAUAUACAAAAACACGAAUGUCUACUUACAGCAAAUUUCUUUUGAUUAUUUAUGUAAUAUGCGUUCUUACUUUCAUAGAGCGCCGGAAUAUAAGAAUGGUUUGGCGGUAUAUUUUGGGAAUCUCUCAUGAAAUCUCGUCUGCUCCAGCCGGAAGUUUUGUGGCAAUGUUAUAUCCACGCGACGGUGUAUACAAUACUGUAAGCUAUCUCAGUUCAAGCGAAUGUAGCAGGGUAUAUGCGAAGGACCUGGUUCUAAAUGAUAUGGGUAGAGAUCAUUGGAAACAAGUAUUAUAUAUUGAACCAAGUUUAUUUACACAUAUAGGAUAUAAAAGGUCUAGACACCAUACUAGAUUUUGAAAGCGUAAAACCAAAUCAGGCAAUUGGUGAACAUAUUCAGUGUAAACAAUACAAGAAGUCCGGCCCUCGGUCAAGGCCUGUGUCUUCAGUAUGUCAGAGAUAAUUCAUUUCUCCACACAAACAGAAGUUUCCAUCUACUUAGUAAAUCCCAGGAACACUGAUCGCUGAUGCAUCACUGAAAUAAGGCUGUGUUAAGCUUAUUAAGUGAACCUGUUUUCACUUGUGUCUUACAUUAGUUCAGUAUAUAUUUAAUCCACUGUAUUGUGUUCAAAAAGAUUUAAUCUAACACUGAACGACAACCGAGCGUUAAGAAAACACAAUUGUUUUUGUUUUGUGUGUUCUUUGUAUAAAAGAUGCAAGUUGUAUCUUUAUAAAUUUGUUUUGCAUUCUGUUAGUAAUCGUAAAAAGGACAUUAAGGUGUUACACCAUUCAUUACCUCUCAUGAACAGACCUAUUACGGAUCAGUGUUGUUACAUUUUCUAGUCGUUAGGGAUCGUAUUGUGCAUUCAGUCUUACUGUAAAUGAGUUCCUCUAAAGGUGGUGUGAGGGGUGUUGCCUAUUCAUUACCUCUCAUGAACAGACCUAUUACGGAUCAGUGUUGUUACAUUUUCUAGUCGUUAGGGAUCGUAUUGUGCAUUCAGUCUUACUGUAAAUGAGUUCCUCUAAAGGUGGUGUGAGUGGUGUUGCCUAUUCAUUACCUCUCAUGAACAGACCUAUUACGGAUCAGUGUUGUUACAUUUUCUAGUCGUUAGGGAUCGUAUUGUGCAUUCAGUCUUACUGUAAAUGAGUUCCUCUAAAGGUGGUGUGAGGGGUGUUGCCCAUUCAUUACCUCUCAUGAACAGACUAAGUCAGACCGUGUCUGCUAUUCUGCUGCUUGGUUGCGUUCUAUGCUUUCAACAGAUCUUUUAACAGACUUUAUCACACUAGUACCAGUUUCAGUUUCAGUUUAUUGUUCACUCUUCACAAAAUAUAUGUGAUUAGAGGUACAUAUAAUAAUCAAGUAUGUAUAAUACACAUACAAAAAUGUUAACCAGGCUGUAAGGUCAAUAUCUACAUGUUUUAUAAGAACAAAGAUAAACUAUAUUGCAGUAUAGAGGAACAAAAAUCUUAAGUAGUGGUACUAAACAACUACAGUUUUAUCAGUAAACUACAGCUAGCAUUUAUUUUCAAUAUGAAUAUACAUAUGUAUCUUUAAGAUUUUAAGGGUUAUAAGUUGCCAGGUGGGUUUUUAACGGUUUUCAAAACAGCUGAUAUGAAUCGACUCAAAUUGGUCAGUUUUUUAACAUCACUCUCAGUCAUGAUAUUCUUUAAUGAGAUAACAUUAACAGGUAUUCUUCUUAUUAAAGGUAAAAAACGUGUUCUAUCAUCACGAAAAUAGGAAUUCGUCUCCAAUAUCGUUCAUGUUACAUAGGUUACAUUUCCUGUUUUGUCUUUCUAUACCGAGCCAUCUGCCUUUUUCUACAGGCAUAUGGCUAUUACAUAAUCUAAAGUUGAUAAGUGCUUGGACAUACACAUUUGGUAAGGAACAAUAACAGUCUUCAAACUUAUGUUCAGUUUUGUAAAUUCUAUAGUUAUAACAUUUUGCAGAUUCGUUCACAUUACUAGCCCGGACUUGUUGAUAUUGUGCCUCAAGGGAAUUUUCAAUUAAAUUAACUAAUACCGACAUGCUGAUUCUGUUAUCGAAAAAUUACACAGUGGACACUGAUGACAUUUAAAUAAUUGGGUACAGUAUGGCAAUAUAUUAAGACCAAAAUGAAAAAGGCGCAUGAUUAUGUAAUAAAAUCUAUUAACAGAUGAGUACGAAUCUAUAGAUAUUCCAUACUGAACUGGAAAAUGUGAUCAUUUUAUGUAAAAAUUAUCAACAAUAAUACGGACACGAUUCCGAAAUUCGAGGUGUUCGAAACGAUCAAACACACGAAAACGUUUACUUGAAGGAUACUUUUGUUGGUCAGCGGCUUUUGCCUUUAUUUGGCGUCAGUAUUGUUUCGAAAGUUGAUCCGUCCAAUGUUAACACUUUUAAUACAUUUAGUACUCUUCUUAUAAUAAUUUAAUGAAGAAAUGUGACUUAUUGACUUAUUAGCCCAUUGGGUUAUAUGCUUUGUGUAUUGAAGUUUAUUAUUACAAUUGUAAUAUGAUUGCGUAUGUCAGUUUAAUAAACAGUUUCUUACCUU